AUGGAACAGACUUUAAACUGCAACGUGCAGGAGUGUGGUUCGCAGCUUACGGAUCGGGCAGUGGUGACAGCGCCGUAUACCUGUCCGGCUUGCAGACAACCCCUGAGCGGCUCCGAGGUGUGCGAACAGCUCCUUCAUCCUUCCGAAGAGUGGAAAUCAGUGGCCCUAUGCGGUCUCAGUCCAACCGCCGUCAUGGAAUGCGCAGGCAGAGCCCUCAGUUUCUGGUCAUACCAAAUGACCAACCAAAUUUCAUAUCAAAUCCGGAAGAACGCCAAGUUGAAGGAUUACUGUGCCGAGCUUCAGGGUGAGAUGGAAAGCAUGUGGGAGCAAGCGAAUCAGAGAAUCAGCACACUGAGCUCUAGGAUAAGAGAUAUGGAGCGGGAGGAAGAUAGUCUCAGGCGCAAGUGCGAGGAACUAAGCUUCGCCCUAACAAACCGGACCAAGGAGCUCGCGCAAUCCCAGGAACUGUACAGCAAACUGAAACAGCGAGCCCUCAGCCAGAACCAGAAUAUCUCACCCGGUAUCUCGGGCUCGAGAAGCCCUCUCCGAACAGGUAGCGCUACGGAGACGAAUUACAGGCAUUCCCAGACACAACUGCCCCGUCCGAUUAUGCCUGUCGGUAGCAAAGUCGGUGCGUCGAACUACUUUCCCACCAGUCCAAAAUCCUCAACUACCCAACCCAACUCAACCGCAAUAGUAGAGUGGAAUAAGCCACGGUUCUCCCAGCGUGAGUACAUCAUGCAAUCUGAUCGAAUCCAUUAA
Canariomyces notabilis is the source of this 762-nucleotide messenger RNA. RefSeq lists its product as uncharacterized. The coding region runs from base 1 to 762 and encodes 253 amino acids. Gene Ontology annotation, biological process: reciprocal meiotic recombination. The record is from RefSeq and is a predicted model, not a curated record. Gene Ontology annotation, molecular function: ubiquitin protein ligase activity. Gene Ontology annotation, cellular component: synaptonemal complex. The transcript is spliced from 4 exons. Lineage: Eukaryota; Fungi; Ascomycota; Sordariomycetes; Sordariales; Chaetomiaceae.